Messenger RNA from Cyprinus carpio (common carp), 1102 nucleotides. Its product is annotated as ADP-ribosylation factor-like protein 1. The record is from RefSeq and is a predicted model, not a curated record. Gene Ontology annotation, biological process: intracellular protein transport; vesicle-mediated transport. Gene Ontology annotation, cellular component: cytoplasm; Golgi apparatus. NCBI's taxonomy places the organism in Eukaryota, Metazoa, Chordata, Actinopteri, Cypriniformes, Cyprinidae. Gene Ontology annotation, molecular function: GTPase activity; GTP binding.
GCUGAUUCGAUUAAUUGAGUGUCGAAUGUGCGCACGGUGGAUCGACAGUCUCUUUCACGUGUGCGUGUGACACGUCAUUCAGUAGCUCGAGUACGGAAGUGUUUCCACGGACCUGCCAUCCGACAGACUGCGCUACUAAAGUACUUCAUCCACCAUGGGGGGCUUCUUUUCCAGCCUCUUCUCAGGCCUGUUUGGCACCAGAGAAAUGAGAAUCCUCAUUUUAGGCUUGGAUGGAGCUGGAAAAACCACCAUAUUAUACAGACUUCAAGUGGGAGAAGUGGUCACCACUAUUCCUACAAUUGGUUUUAAUGUGGAGACUGUGACUUACAAGAACUUAAAGUUUCAAGUGUGGGACCUCGGUGGACAGACGAGUAUCAGGCCGUACUGGCGGUGUUAUUACUCCAACACAGACGCAGUGAUUUACGUCGUGGACAGCAGUGACCGUGAUCGGAUGGGCAUCUCCAAAUCUGAGCUGGUGGCCAUGUUGGAGGAGGAGGAGCUGAAGAAAGCCAUUCUGGUGGUGUUUGCAAACAAGCAGGACAUGGAGCAGGCCAUGACGCCCACCGAAGUGGCUAACUCUCUCGGCUUACCUGCGCUCAAAGAUAGGAAGUGGCAGAUCUUCAAGACGUCUGCUACUAAAGGCACAGGCCUGGAUGAGGCAAUGGAAUGGUUGGUUGAGUCACUGAAGAGCCGGCAGUAAAUGCACUCGCUGAGACAUCUUGUAAAUAGGAACUUCAGAGACUUCUUAUUGGGUGUCCUUUGGACCAGUGACUGCAUUCUUCCUGUUGUGUGAAGGCCGUCCUGUUUUCCCAUGUAGUACAGAGACGUUGAGCGGCAUUGAAUGAACUCUCUACCGACGCUUGUGUUUUUGGUCAACCGUAUCCACUACAUUUGUGAUUUCAGAGGUGUUUUUUUUUUACAUUUAGCCUGAUUCGGAAUAAUCAUUGCAGCUCAGUUUAGUAUUUUGUGGGUAGCUAUUUAUGACUAACUGUCAUUUGUAUGCUUUGACUUUGUAAUGGCAUAUUUAUAUUUGCACAAGUACAGGGGCGUGCACUCCUGUGAAAUAAAUAUGCGGUCAACAUGUAUUGAAUCACCAAUAACA